This is a messenger RNA of Ilyonectria robusta, 1236 nucleotides long. RefSeq lists its product as uncharacterized. NCBI's taxonomy places the organism in Eukaryota, Fungi, Ascomycota, Sordariomycetes, Hypocreales, Nectriaceae. The coding region runs from base 1 to 1236 and encodes 411 amino acids. The record is from RefSeq and is a predicted model, not a curated record. The transcript has a single exon.
AUGGCCCCAACUCUUCUGUACUGCCCCGGCCGGGCCCGUACUCAACAUGCCACGAUCUUACGGGAUAACCCCUCUUGGGUCUCCUGUCCGUAUUGUGGCACCCUCCUAGCCGACAAGCCCUCCAACGCUUCCUCUGACGAUGACCUUGAAGAGGUGGACUUCCAGAACCUACCCGACCGAACCCGAAAGGCCUUUAAAGCGACCGAACGCCCCCAACCGGCACUGUACGCCUCAAACGCCGAGUCGCCCGCGGUGUCUACUCAUCGAGCCGGCGCAACCGCUUUCUCUUCUGCUCUUCGAGAAGCUGAUAAAGCCCGCCAGACUAGCAUUCAGAACGACAAGAGUAAGGCCGAACGGAGUAGUACGGAGCUUAUGCAGCCCCGUAAGAUCGGGAUUUCGUUGUACUUGUACGCUGGGAAUUACUGUACGGCCGAGUCUGGUGGUAUCGAGACUCUUGAGUGGUUCGACGUCAUGGCCGUACAUAGGUUUCCGAUGGCAGUACAGUUCAGUACGGCCCUGGAAACGGAUACACACCAGCAGUUGAUGUCCGCCAUCAUCAAACGGUUCUUCUCGAACUCGGGGGAGUGGGCGAAACUGGCUGAACGGGAGUGGACAGCUAUUCCUAUCGAUGGGAAGCCACUAAGCCUGAACUUGAACGUUCGGUUCUGUGAGGCGGCGUACGAGUCCACUCAGCUAUGGGCAUUCCUGUUGCAGACAGGACUUCUACCUCGGUCGGAAAUCCGCCUACACCUACGUACUGGCAUCUCGGCCGAACAACCAGAACGGGAUGAAAAGGUCAGUACGAAGGGGAAAAGGACCGUACUGGCCCAGCCACAAGGACGUAAACGCAAUACGUCCGAGCCACUGGCUAGUAUUACAGUCAAGGUUGAGAAACGGUCUACUUCAACAGCCAAACGAAUCAAAACGGAAGCGGAUGGGCCAGUACAGAAGGUCAACAAGAAGGUAGCCAUACCGGUCAAGGCCGAGGCCAGCGGGUCAACUCAACAGGAUUCAGUCAAAGCGGAGAUGAACGGCCCCGUCCGGGGGGUAAAGGUCAACGACGGGACGGACAAGCCUGUUCGGCGGACAUCUGAAGGAUGUAGUAUAGACGACGAUUGCGAAGAUCUCUUUGGGGAUAACCCUUUGCAGUCCGACCCCUUCGAAGUAUUCAAGGGUACACGUUCGCACGCGAAAGGUUCUGAACAGGCCUGUCUGGAGACUACAGACCUCGCUUGA